This is a messenger RNA of Cyclospora cayetanensis, 1380 nucleotides long. RefSeq lists its product as uncharacterized. Bases 1 to 1380 code for a protein of 459 amino acids. The transcript has 2 exons. NCBI's taxonomy places the organism in Eukaryota, Apicomplexa, Conoidasida, Eucoccidiorida, Eimeriidae. The record is from RefSeq and is a predicted model, not a curated record.
AUGUCGGUUGCUGCCGGGACGCGGCGUUCACUCCUGCACGAUGUGCUGUCUCACGCAGAGGUCGUGGAGCUUGGCUUGGAUGGCUCCAUUGACGAUCUGCCUCCCCUCACCACGCGUUUGACCCCUUCGUCUGCUCGCGCUGUAGCAGUCUUCUCUUGGUGCUAUUUUCUGUGCUUCUGGUCCGAAGUUGCUGCUUUGGCACGCCAUGUAGCGCUCUCGGACUCCCAGACGCUCCUGCCAGGUCCCCGUCAUUUUAUCUUUGUAGCGCUAUGUACGGGGUUCCUAGUGGCUGCUGAGUUCGGAAUGUAUUGCUACCUGAAGACAUCAAACACCGUACCAGAUGGCGGGGGCGCUGGAGUCAAUCAGUUUAACCCCAGCGUGACUUGCGCCGUGGCGCACUUUGCACUGUCUGCAGCAGCGCGUAUGUGUCUUUUCCUGGAGCUGCUAUUCCUGCUUCACGCCUUCGUUCUCCCCACCCCAAUGCUGCUAUGCGCAUCGUUUACCGUGUGCCUGACAGCUGGAGUUGUUCCGUUUCUCCUUCAACUCCGCCUGCUCGUGGGGUGCCUGUGCGGCGAUGCAUUCGACCCUCUGCAGUGGUCCACCUGCAUUCCUCUUUCUUCUCUCGGAGCUGUUCUCAGCCGCACUUUGCGCCUUUGCAGUGCUGUGGCCUUUAAAGGCCUUCAUGGGAUGCUACAGGUGGCAAGGAGGGCUAGAUGCCGAGUCGUUUCCGUCGUAGGGCGCUGUGGAGGGAGAGUUGUGCCUCGCCAGGUCACUGCAGCCUCUAGCAGACGUCCAGAUCUGUCAUGCUGCGCACCCGGCAGCGACAGCAGCGCGUGUGAAGACUUCGACAGUCGUGAGCCUGGGGCGCCUGCAGGGUCAGGCAGGGACGAGGAGGAGGCAACGCACAAAGAGCUUCCCACCGGCGCUGGCACCAGCCGCCUUGGGGCUUGGGAGCCAGCGCUUGCCUCGGGUGAGUCUGGACGCGAUGAACUGAAUAGAGCGAACGCGAGCUUGCCAUCUUCGUCAUGCACCGUCUCGAUGAGAAUGGAAUGGCCAAACGGGCCAGCUGAAGAGAGCCAGGGCGCUGCAGCACGAGCUGCACUGCUUGACAGAUGCAGCGCAGAAGAUCCUUCUAGAGGAGGCCACACAGCCUCCACACGAGAACCUUCCGUAGAGCGUCAGAGGCCACCAGUGCAUUCGGAAACAAGAAACAGGGACAGCUCCCGGAUGUUCGUGUCUCCGCCCGACGCCCUGAGGCUGGCAAACUGCUUGCUUUUUCUCGGCGUUCCGGCCCUUACUCUUCAAUUUAAGGUAAAUUUCUUGCCUCUGGAGCAGCUAGAGGCCCACGAGUUUUUGACUUCAAUGGUUUCGCUCGUGUAA